Bicyclus anynana (squinting bush brown) is the source of this 8081-nucleotide messenger RNA. RefSeq lists its product as uncharacterized. The record is from RefSeq and is a predicted model, not a curated record. The transcript has 5 exons. Lineage: Eukaryota; Metazoa; Arthropoda; Insecta; Lepidoptera; Nymphalidae. Bases 697 to 1602 code for a protein of 301 amino acids.
UAAGACUUUACUUAAAAUAUUUUUUGAACUUUUAGAUCUUCAGAACAACCAAAAUGUAAGUCGACUGUUAAUUUAUUCAAAGUAAGUGAGAAAGACAUGAAAUAUUUUCCGCUGAAGACUAGCGAAAGUGUGUACUAAUUAAUAGUGCAAAGUAUUGAUCAAUUGUUUCACCAUGGUUCUAAAUAUAAAAUUUCGUGGAGGAAGACAAAGUUCGCGCGCAAUACGGGCGCGGGCAGGUAGAGCGGUGGAGCGGUGGAGCGGUGGAGCGGUAGAGCGGUACAGCGGGCGGGCACGCGGCACGUAUCGAUUCCGCGCCGCCUUCAGUCGGCGUCCGUCGAGCGCCGCGCUGCGCCGAGUCGCCGGCGAGCGGGCGUCGCCCCUCCCGCGGGCCCGCGCCCUCCCCCUCACUGAAUCUCUCGUGACUCGACGCCGGCAAACUCGAACGACCUCUUUUCGCAAGCUAACGUCGCUAACGUCCAUUUCCCGCCGCGAAACUGCGUUCGAUCUUCGCGUGACUAUCCAACUUCAAUAAUUUCUUGUUGUUUUUUUGUUUAUUAAAAGUAGUUCUAAUGUAGACAGUAUUUUUUGCAAUGCGCUCGCUAGGCUAGUGACCGGUAGAGUGCGAUGCGUGUGAGUGCGCGCGGGUGCGGGCGAGCAUGGCCGGGCGCGCUGCCGGCGGCGUAGGCGCGCGCUGCGAUGGACUGCUGCAACUACGGCGAGUUCCGCGGGCCGUACGCGGCGGGCGCGGGCGCCUGGGACUACGGCUACGCGCCUCUGUCGUACGCCCCCUACGCGUACUACUCGCCGCACGCGCACGACCCCUACAUGCGCUACUACCGCUACGACUACCCGCACCACGUGCAUCACAAUGAUCAUGCUAUGCCUAUGGACUAUGGCGCGUACGCACUGAAAGAAGCGCGCACGCGACGAGCUUCGGCACGCAGGGAGUUACGAGCGCAGCCUCCCGCACAUCUGCCCCUGCCGCACACGCCACCCUUAGAAUGUGGAAUGAAUGGACGCGGGUCAGCCUACUGCGAACCGCAGAUGUGGCCAUCUUAUCAGAUGGGGAUGAUAGGAAAUGGAGGCUGGGGCGGAGCGAGCAGCAUGGGCGGCUCGUGGGCAUCUCGUACUAUGUGCUCCCGGGAGCCGAUGCGGUACCCUUCUGACUGCCGACUAAUGAAAACUUCAAAUCUACAUCCUUCGAAUUUUGUAAGUGGUCAGGAUGGAAGAUCUACACCUUAUCCGACGUACGAGGAUUCGCAUUACAACGGGGAUGGCGGCGCGAAGCAGAAUAUGCAGGAGUUCUCUGGGCGAAUGACUACGCCACCAGAGUCGGUGCGAGCUGCCCGCGAGCAGCGGCAGUCUCCGCCCGAAGAGAAACGGCCGCCGGUAGUGCCUCUGCCAGCCUUCCAGCAAGCCUUCGGCUCCACCGAGAUCGGCAAGUUUGCCGAAGCAUUCAGCCGCGCCGAGGUCGCGCACGAGGCGGAGGACACCUCUGACAACUUCAUGUUUGAGUCGUUCCCGGAAUGGGACGGUCCACCCGAACUGCAAUGGACCUCGCAGCCCGCGUCCCGGGAAAUAAAAUGUGAAGACAACUUUUGAGGACGUCUUCACCCUAGUGCUAAUUCCGGGCGGUUACGCCUUAUAGGUAAUUAGAUAAUUUUUAGUUCCACCACCACGUUGCCAAAAUGAAGUAGCUGGAUGUCGGAGUUAUACCGACGUCAUAGAACUAGGAUGUGAUACCAAAUUUUUUAAUGUGUACGAAGUCAAAUGAAAUAGUGGGGUGACUUUUAAUUCAUAUACAUAAUAUGAUAUAAUAUUAUACUAUAGAAAAAAAUAGUUAUUCCCUUUAACUAGUUUUAGAGAGACCCUAAGUGAUAAGAGGAUUAACCGUUAGAGUGGGAUGUGGGAACGUAGGUAGGUAUGGCGAAUAUAUGAAAAAUGAAUCAAGAUUCAAUGUGCCUUUAAUGGAAGAGCCCGGCCGCAUCGCGCGGCGUCCUUCGCCCCGACCCAGUCGCUACGGAUGUCGAUAUCAUAAUUACAAUAGCAAAUUUAGGGACCAACGUUUAGACAAAUAUACACGACCCUGUCGCGUACACGACCUAUGCGCAAUAAGCUCAACGAAAUGAAAGGUUCAGUCAGGGAGUUUAACGAAAUUUAUAGGAACCCUAGUUGAAAAAUUAUGACUACUGAAUGCAGAUGAACAGUCUGUCUUAAAUAUUAAUCGCAAAAAUUAUUAUUAAUGUUUGAUAAAAUCGUAAGUGUAACUGAUUCGCGAGUUUAAGGCGGAAAUAAUAUAAAGGUAAAAUUUACCAAUACCUGAUUAUAAUAAAAUUAGACUAUUGGCUAUGAUAAUUAAGAGUAAAGUAUUAGUAUCUAAUGCAUCGUUUAUCCGACAGAGUUUAGAAUUAACUGAAAUUUUACUUUGUGAUAAAUCUGUUAAGCCUAUAUUGUUUGACAGACAAGCUUGCUGCUUAAUACCUAUAAAACGCAAAAUGUUACUAGUACCAUGAACACAUGCGCUAUUUUUAGUCCAGUCAAACAAGGACUUUGCAUAAAUUCUGUAGAAGCUGAAAAUUUAUAUGAACAUUAAAGACACUAAAUUGUUAAACGAUCUCCAUCGAUCCCUGUAUGUAUAAGAUUUAUACAAGUACAAAUUUUGCGGAAAUAAUUGUUUUUCAUCGAGUUGUUUUGUUUUAUAAAAAAAAAUUUUGUAAUUAAUUUUUUCACAAUUCUGAUAAGUGUGUGCAAAAUUCUUUGUAAUAUUUACGCAACUUGAAAAGUAUAUAACAUUCUUGGCCCAUAACGUAUAUUUCACAUUUUUAAGAAUCAUUUUUCUUUUUCAAGUUUCUUACUUUUCGGGCUAACUUGAUCGGACUAUAAUCGGUAUUAUUUAUUUAUUUAUUAACACAAAAUAUACGUCCGGCUAUGUUACAUCUUUGUAGCGAGUAAAGUAGAAUGGAAUGGAAUAGAAUGGAUUAAUUUUAAAAGGAUGCAUGUUUUAAUUACCGAAGAAAAUCUUUAAAAAGAACUUAAUUUCAAUUUAUUCAGAUUAUCACAAAGUAAAUGAAAUUAUUUAUAUUAGGUAUAUCCUUAUUAUAAAAUUAAGUAUGAUUCGCAUUAAAAUAUCCCUUCAAUGACUUCAAACUAUACCUAACUAGCCUUUAUAGACUUUAGUGGGGCACCAGACGCCGCGCGGAAUCAUAAGUAUUUAAAAUAAUCUUUGAAAAUUAUUAAUAAAUAAAUAAAUAAUGAAAUCAUGUAAGUAUAUUUAGGUAGUUAAAUUUUUAAAGAGAUUACUUAUGAAUAAGACAGCUUUUUGAGAAAAUUGCUAGGGUCCAAUGAAUUCGAAAUAAAUACCUAUUGUGGUUUUACAAAGCAAAGUAACAAUUUCUGACUUCUUGACAUUUCAGUGCAUUUAACGGGUCGGUUUAGGGCUACUUACGAGGACUCUUGAUUUAUCAAAAUUGGACCUAUAAUUAAUUUGGAAGCGAGCUUUGAUUAAAGUAUAGAUAGCAGAAUGCAAAGUCCAUUUAUUUAAUUGAUUGUUUCUUUUUUAUCUGUGAUAAAUAAUGUUUAAUUGUUUUAAUUUUUGUUUAUUGAAAGUUUUGAAAGAAGUUGUUUAAGAUUUUAUUUAAGUAUGUAGCCAACUAAUUUAUUUAUUUAAAUUUGUCAGAAGCAUACGAGCUACGCAAGUUCUUUUAAAGUAAAAUACGUGUCGAGUAAAAUACUUUACAUAAUCUAAUAAAAAUAACAUUGCUAUCGGGAUAGCAGUGUUAUAUUUUUUUACUGAAUGAUGAAGAACUGAUUUUAUAUUAAACAUUUGUUUACAAAUUCUAUUAUUUAAUCUCACUGUGCAGUUAAAGUGUCCACAAAUCAGAUACGAAAGUUCACACAGCAAUUAUUGCAAAAUGGUAAAAAUUAUUGCAAUGGUUGCAAAAAUGAAAAUAUGAUGAAAAACUAUGUAGUGACUGAUUAUUUGAAUGGUGCUGAUCUUGUUUCAAAUCGAUGGAUGUAAAAAGAUGUUGGUCAAUGUACAGUGAGAUUUAUUAGUGUUUGUUCCGAUUACAGCUUCAAGGUUAAUUGCUGCUAUCUGCUCGUGCUCGUAUGCUUGUAAACGUAUCACACCAGUCGGUAUCCCAGAUUCAAAUAAUUAGGUAUUAAUUAAAACUUAAACUUCCAUUGGUCUUCGUUAUUGUGAAAAGAAUCUAUGUGUGUCUGUAUCUGAACCUCUUUCGACAAAUCAGCAAAAUUAAUGGAGUGCCUUAUGUAAUUAUUAUGAUAUGAAAUUAGGUGGAUGAAUUUUAUUCUAGUCUAAUUUGAAACACCAUAUAGUUAAUAGUAUAAUGAAACCUCUUUUAAACCGAGAUUCAUUAAUGAGUAGAUGUGAUAAUAAACUUAUUUAAAGUUAUUUAACGAUAUACAUGUAAUAGCGUGCGUAAUAUAUUUAAAAUAUUAUAAAAAUCUUAGUCAACGUGUGCGCUAACUUUAAAUACAAUAGAUAUAUACAAAAUAAUUUGUUAUAUAUAAUGAGUUUUAUUUGUGUGAAUAGGUAUAUUAUAGGAGUUAUGAGAUAGAUCUUCAAUAUAUGUUGUAUUUUUUGGAAUUAUCGAUUCAAUCGCUAUUUUAGUGUUAUGUGGAUGACAUCUAAAUGUUUAUUUUGCGUAUCCGUAAAGUAGACUCCGCGCCACGAAAUAAGUCCUAAGGCUAAAAACUGAACUAAAAUUUACAGCGCCUUACACAAAUGACAAUAAGACCGCCAUUACCAAAUAACAAUGAGCGCGAUUAAGACAUUAGUGCCACGUCUGCAGGACUUGUUUCGUGGCGCAAAGUUUAAUAAGAUUUUGGGCAAAUAAUUUGAACAGCAAGACUCUGCAGCUACAAUGGAUUAUUACAAUGUAGCAGCAAGUUAAGUAAUUCGAGAUUCUGUUCAAAUAAUAGUAUUACAUCCGAAUUAAAAACUACCUCCACCCAUUUGUUUAAUGAAGUGAUUUAAAUCAGAUGGGUGAAGGUUCGUUUCUAAGUCGGAUCUUCUACAGAAAUUAUUUGGCUAAAGUAUUUAUCAAGAUUAUAGUCCAUUUGUAGUUCAAUUAGUAUUCACCACAAAAGUUUUAUCAAUAUAACAGCAGUAUGUACUGAGAUUUGGUAAUUUUGCUUUAUCAUUUCAUAAUCAUCUUUAAUUCUGAACUUCAUUUAUAAAUUAAAAUAAUCGGUGUCUUACAUAAACUUAUAAACUUACUCUUAGAUUAAGUUGAACGGAAUAUUUGAAGUACUUAAGUCUAAAAGUAGGAUGUAGUUAAUUUUUUUUUAAGAAUUUUAAGAUCGAUUUAUUGUGGUGACUAUAUUUGGCUACACAAUACUAUAUUCAUAGAAUUGUUUGAUUAAGAAAGUUACUCAGAUUAAGCUUGUUUUUAUUAUUCUGUGUAACUUUCAAUCAUUUAUAUAAUAUGUAUUUAAUUUAAAACUAUUCUUCACACGUUACUGAGUAUUUUACAACCCAAUUAAACUAAAAAAUAAUUUAGUUUAGUUUAAAAAAAUAUCGACAAUUAGAUGUGUAUUUUAUAUAUGAUACAAUGUUCUCUUUUGUCCAUUCGGAUACGCCAAAAGUCCGUGUUAGGAGUGGGUACAACAACAAUAAGAAGGGAUGGGGUUCGAAUCCUAGACUUCUCAGACUUGAGUCCGAUCGCUCAACUGUCGAGCUCUUGAAGCAUUUAUGAAUAACACCUAUACUACUGGUCUUUAUGUUUAAUUUUGUCACUUAUCUACAACAUUGAAAAAAUAUAUUUCAUUUUUCUUUUUUGCUUAAAACAUAUUCUAUCGCUCAGUCAGUUUGAAGGAAAACCUAAUGAUAUCAAAGAUUUUAUACUAUUAGAUUAAUAUAUAAUCAAACCCGACUAAAACUUACGUGAUACAAAGAUGAAAGCUCGACUAGUUAUAAACCUAUACGGGCCCAUAGUCAUGAACUGGUUGUUGCAACUCGCGAAGUUGUUGAAACAGCGAAGCCGCUCUCAGCGCGCGUUGAGAGAGGGAUUGAGGGAUGUGGGGUGAAGGUUCCGUUACAUUCUCGGUUGUCUGAAUUUCAUUUUGAUUGGACUCGUCUUCUUGUGAAAAAAACGAACUAUCACUAUCUUGCUCCAAGUUUGUUAUUUGCGACAUCGAAUGAAAUACCGCUAUUUCCACGCUGCCGGCAGCACCCAUUUAUGGUCGCUAUUAAAAUUCGGGUGACGACUAAAUUCCAUUGUUUCACGAGGUACUAGAAACUUUUCCCUUGACAAUACGGAAGCCUUACUGAAACGAAAAUUGCAUAUAAAGACAUACACAACAUAUUUUUUUUCGUUCAUAUUUAGUUAACGGUAAGUUUUUUAAAGUAUUUGACAAAGUAUUCGUUUUUUUUCAAGUAAGCUUAGUUUACAUGAACUUUUCAGUGACUACCACCGGAUUGGAAGGCAGACUCUUCAGAAGAGCGUGCAAGAUUUUUUAGUUAAUGUAUUUUUUGAAUCAAUGAUCAAUAGUAAUAAAUUAUAAUUUACAAUAUAAAAUAUGAAAACAUCAUGCGAUUACAUUUAAAAUUUUAUGUGCUCUCAAUGUCGGACUCUAUUGGUAUUUUGAAAAUUUACUUUUGAAAAAUGCAAAUAGAUGCAAAUUUAUGAUAAUCAUAAAACGAGCUGUAAUAAUUAAUUUAUGAGUACGAUACUUCCAAAUAUUUUCCCUUAUUGGUUUCAGUAAAAACUGCAAAACAUUAACAAUUCGUUUUUCCAAAAGUCAAAAAAACAUUUCAGUUUAAUUUUUAAUUUGUUCCUUGUCUUAUAAUCUUUUUUGUCUUUUACCUACCAAAAAGUUUACCUACCAAAAAUUUGUAAUUAUAUUUUUCUAUUUUUUUGAUGAAUUUUUUGGUGUUUUUUUAAAAUGAUUCCAUUGUAUUAUUUCAAUAAUUUUUAAAAAUUUAAUCAACAUUGAAAUUUCAGAUGAGGCAGAUUCUUAAUAGAUAUAAUUUUAAAUAAAAUUAUUUUAAAACGUAGUCUGUGCCACAUACUGUAAUGUAUAUAUACUAUAUACAUCUACUUAGUUAGAUUUAUUGUUAUUUAUUUAAGUUAGGAAUUUAUAAUUUAUACUAUAGAGAGCUGUACAGAACGUAAUUUAUAAAGUGUUUCACAUUAUAUAGAGCUUCCCGUUUGACUUUCCUACAAUUUUGUCUACCAUCAGAGUUAGUAUCACUAAAUAUUCCAAAUAUAUUAUAUAGUUUUCAUAUGAAUUCGAACAUUUAGGAAUAGGAAUGACACUUUAGUUAUAGUAUCUGUUUGUGAUCGUCGAAUGUAUUUGUGACAGUCGAAAUAAGUAACUAUUUAUAAAAAAAGACAUUCUAAUAACAGUACAAAGCAAAAUGAGGUAUAUUCGUUUCUUUAUUAUUGCUUGGUAUUUAAUAAAAUUAAUAUUGUCCCAAAAAUUUAACUAAGGGAAGUACGGGAAUUAUACGAAUAAUUAAUAGAAAAUCAAGACGCAACUUUGUACCCAUAUGAAGCAUUACUGUGGAUAUUCGUGUAUUAACACUAAUUACAGUAUUAUAAGUUAUAUUUUUAACUUAUGUUUAUUAUUAAUACGAUAUAAAUAACAUUAUUAUUUAUUUAUGUAAGUAUGGAUUCAAUAAAUUCGAUUAGGUAAUUAGAUUCACAAAAUUUUUACAUUUAACAAUAAUUACGAAGUAGGAAUCAUUUGUAGAUUAAGUAUACGGAACUGUUAUGAUUUCAAAUAGAUACUGAAGUUACAGAUUAUAUUUACUUGGAUGCUUUGCCGUUUACUUUUUUAAACGUUGUAUUCGAAGGUUUUGUAUGGUAUAUAUAAUGUUAUAAGUAAUUAUGAAUCAAGCCAGUAGAUUUACGGAAGAUUAACUUAGAAGAGAAUGUUUACUACCCUCUCUCUAGUUGAUAUCAUUAUUGUAAAUAUUUAAUUAUGUUUCAAAUGUUCGUUCAUAUCAAUUUAGAGAAACUGUUUUAAUAGAAAAUUGUAAGAUUUUAAUUCCCAAUUCACCGAUACAUUUGAUUUACGGAUGUCGAUGUACAAUUAAAUAAACUCAUUUUAAUGAA